Molecule: messenger RNA, 942 nt
Organism: Caenorhabditis briggsae
Lineage: Eukaryota; Metazoa; Nematoda; Chromadorea; Rhabditida; Rhabditidae
Gene: Cbr-srsx-5
Product: Protein CBR-SRSX-5
Exons: 3
Coding region: 1-942 (313 amino acids)
Biological process (GO): G protein-coupled receptor signaling pathway
Cellular component (GO): membrane
Molecular function (GO): G protein-coupled receptor activity
Source: RefSeq, a predicted model, not a curated record
AUGGCUUUGACCACUUUCCAAUUUUUAAACCAAAUUUUUAUCGCGUCUGAAAUCGUUUUCUUCAACAUUUUCGGAUUGUUUGGUAAUCUAAAUUUCAUAUUUCUUACUGCAACUAAAACUAAACUGAAAUCAAAAUCUUCGUAUCUUCAAUGUGCACUCUGCUUCUCCCACAUCAUCUGCCUCUCAUUCGAACUUCCAAACGCUGGCCUUCUGUUCACCGGAAUCCAGUUGAAACGAAAUCAAUGUUUUCCGGCAAUAUCCAUUUACAUUUUUUUUAUUUGUGCUCAAGCCGUGAUUAUCCUUAUGAUGACCCUCGACAUUUUUAUAAUCGUUUUCUUUCCUGCAUUCUAUCAAACAGUGACUACCUGGAAGUACCUCACUGGGAUGCUCACGAUCCCUGUCGUCUACUCUUCUGGAAUCGUAAUCUGGGGAUUCCUGGCUAUGGACGAUGAAAUCGUGAUGUUCUGUAACCCACCACUUGCUCUCUAUCAUACAGUAUCCCGUUUUUGGACAUUUUCCAACGUCAUUAUCAAUACCAUCACCUUGGUUUUGUUCAUAAGUUUAAUCUUACUUUUCUAUUACAAAGGAAAGAAGCAAAAGAGUGAUACCAGAAAAAUUAUGAAGCGUCUAAAAGUGUCUAUCCUAUUUUUCAUCUUCACCUGGUACAUAGGUUUACUGGCUGCAGACUUGUUCGUGGCUCUCGGCUUCACGGGGCCUACAUUAAUUUUCAUGAUGAGCAAUUUGGUUUUCUUUGUCCUGAUCUCCUAUUCUCAAUUCUUCUACGUUGUCAUUUGGAGAUCUCCAGAAUACCGAAACGCAUUCUUUGAAGCAUGGAGUUGUAUUCCUUGCUGCGCAGGUCUCAAGGAAAAACACAUUAUGUCUACAAAAAUAUCGGCCACUGCUCAUUCCCAUCAAGCAGCGUCAACAGUUUCUUCAACAUAA